This is a messenger RNA of Soboliphyme baturini, 348 nucleotides long. The record is from the annotation of a GenBank genome assembly. NCBI's taxonomy places the organism in Eukaryota, Metazoa, Nematoda, Enoplea, Dioctophymatida, Soboliphymatidae.
AUGACAACGACUGCCGCCGAGAAGGCCUGCUUGCUUGCUUGCCGCCUUGCCGUUCCCCGUCCUGUCCUGCCUGCCUGCCCGCCUGCCUGCCCGCCUGCCUGCCUGAUUGCCUGCCUGAUUGCUCUACUGCCUGAUCAUCAUCUUCGGUGUCGUCGUACGGCGCGACUACUGCAUACGUAUCCAUCCGACCGACCGACCGACCGACCGAUCGCUCGCUCGCUCGCUCGUUGCCGGUCUGUUGUUAGUCCAACAGUCAUUGAUUGUCACCGUGCCGUCUGGUCUGUGUGGCAAUACCAAGAGUUAGCGUCGCCUCGUGCCUUGCCAGAUAGCGAGUUCGCUCCGAGUUAA